This is a messenger RNA of Seriola aureovittata, 1512 nucleotides long. RefSeq names its product GTPase IMAP family member 8-like. The transcript has 5 exons. The record is from RefSeq and is a predicted model, not a curated record. Gene Ontology annotation, molecular function: GTP binding. Lineage: Eukaryota; Metazoa; Chordata; Actinopteri; Carangiformes; Carangidae. Bases 1 to 1320 code for a protein of 439 amino acids.
AUGGCAGCCUCACAUGAGCCGAGCCCGUCCCCUGUGGUUCUGCUGUUACUGGGUGAGAAACAAAGUGGGAAGAGCUCAGCAGGAAAUGCCAUCCUGGGCAGACAAGCCUUUCACAAGAAAACAACUCGCAGCUCCAAGGAGACUGGUGCCAUCUUUGGAAAACAGGUGACAGUGGUGGACACCCCAGGGUGGCUGUCCUACUCCACCACUCCAGACAGAGUGUCCCAGGAGAUCUGUAGAGGUCUGACCCUCUGCCAUGCAGAACCAGAUGUCAUCCUGCUGGUGCUGCCCACUACCACCACCUUCAGCCAGCAGACAUGGAAGGCUAUGGAGGCCCAAUUCACACUGCUCCAAACCCCCAUCUGGCAGCGAGCGAUGAUCCUCUUCACACAUGGAGACAAGUUAGGAGGCGUGUUAAUCCAGGAGCACAUAAGGCGAGAAGAUCGGACUCUCCACUGGCUGCUGGAGCGAUGUGGGAACAGGUAUCAGGUUAUGUCCAACCAGUCCAGGACCUCGGAGGUUCAGGUUAAACAACUCUUUGAGAAGAUCCAGAAGAUGAUGGAGGUGAACAAGCGUCCCAGGGAAAUCCAGAACAUGAUGUACACCCAGCUGAGACGCGAUGUGAGCAUGAGGGUGGAGGAGAGGAGGUGGCAGGGGAGAGUAGAGGACAUAGAAAUGACAGUGAUGGGUGAUGUGCGUGACAGGAGGUCAAGACCAAGGCGGCAGAUAUCCUCAAAAUGGCAACAAAUGUCCAGAGGAUUCUCAGCAGAGCCCGUUGUGUUUAAACCUGCCCUCGGCCUCAUCCUGCUAGGAAGGAGGAAAUCAGGGAAGAGCUCAGCAGGCAACUUGAUCCUGGACAGAGAAGAGUUUCAGACCAACAUUAAGACCACAAGGUGCUCUGUAGGCUACAGGGAAGUAUCAGGGUGGUCUGUCACGGUGGUCGACACCCCCGGGUGGAGUCUGUUCGGUCUGGCCAAUCCUGAGCAGGUCAGGACAGAGAUCAGUCUGAGCCCGUCUCUGUGUCCUGUGAGAAGCAGAGUGGCGUUCCUGCUGGCUGUUCCGGUGGACUCGUUCAGAGAGAAGGACAGACGAGCUGUGGAGACAUACCUCAGUGUCCUGGGGGACAACGUUUGGAGAAGCACUGUGGUGUUGUUCACCUACGGAGAGGUGCUGAGAGGAAAGGCGAUACAGAAACACAUCGAGGGGAAGGGGAAGCCUCUUCAGUGGGUGCUGGACAGAUGUGGUCGCCGGCAUCAUGUGUUUCAUACAGGAGACGAAACUGAAGUCACUCAGUUAAUGCAGAAGGUGGCGCAACUGUAGAAGUUAUUUCAAAACAAAAAAUAAAGAGAGAAUCUUUUCUUUAAAUGAACAAAUCACCAAUUUUGCACAUGAAUCAGUUUACUCAUGAGGAGCACUACAAGUGACUAAAUAACAAGAUAUGCCAUUCUUCUUUUCUUUUUUUUAUCUGUCUGUUAUUUGUGGAAGUGCAGUACUAAAUCAAUGGAAUAAAUA